Frankliniella occidentalis (western flower thrips) is the source of this 2170-nucleotide messenger RNA. RefSeq names its product aurora kinase C-like. Bases 166 to 1548 code for a protein of 460 amino acids. The record is from RefSeq and is a predicted model, not a curated record. Gene Ontology annotation, cellular component: chromosome passenger complex; spindle pole centrosome; spindle midzone. Gene Ontology annotation, biological process: protein phosphorylation; mitotic spindle organization; regulation of cytokinesis. Gene Ontology annotation, molecular function: protein kinase activity; ATP binding. The transcript is spliced from 9 exons. Lineage: Eukaryota; Metazoa; Arthropoda; Insecta; Thysanoptera; Thripidae.
GUCCGGGGUAGUGCAUCACUUGAAAGCAAAAUUUAAAUUGGAACCGGUACCGGUAGAGAGAGACAGACGAUUCUAUUCUUCAGAGUUCAGUUGACUUUCCGUAAACUCUCUGCGCAUCUCUCGAUGUGAUUCAUUGAACCGGGGACCUCGGUUAAAUUUUGUAACAUGAUCCGCGGUAAGGAGAACAAAGCUGUUCAAUCUCUGAGUGUUCCCAAACCAGUUCAUGUGUUAAAGAGUUGCAACAACCCUCCCAAGGCAAAUGUUGUGAAAGGGAAAGUGCCUGUUGUUACAAAACCUGAUGUAAAAGCGGUGCCAGGGAAAUUUCUUCCAAAGCCAUGUCAAUUGCCUGAAAAGGCUACUCAAGGCUCUUGCAUUAGUCAACCAAAUCAGAUAAAUAUUCCUGAAAGUAGUUCAACCUCAUCACAGCAGACUUUCAGAAAACCUCAGGAUGCGCCCAAUUCUUCUAAGGGUGGAAGCUCAUUUGCUGCUGUGCAAAAUCCAUCAAUUACAAACAAUGUCACUAAACCUUCUGUUUCUAAGAACCCUUUGAAAGGAGAAGGGUCAGUCCCAGAGCCAAGUGAAAGCAGCAAUUUUACUGUGGAUGGAGCGAAAGACACUUCCGAUGGCAAAAAAUCUAAUCAGAAAAGUGACAAACAACGAACAUUUACUCUCUCAGAUUUUGAUAUUGGUAAAGCCUUAGGUAAAGGCAAAUUCGGAAAUGUUUAUCUUGCAAGAGAAAAGACGUCUAAAUUUAUUAUAGCUUUGAAAGUAUUGUUCAAAUCUCAGCUGCAGAAGGCUAAUGUAGAGCACCAAUUGAGAAGAGAAAUUGAAAUUCAGUCUCAUUUAAGGCAUCCGAACAUUUUGCGUCUUUAUGGCUACUUUCAUGAUGAACAGCGAGUAUACUUAAUACUUGAAUAUGCUCCAAAAGGAGAGCUUUUCAGAGCUCUACAGGCACAACCUCUCAAAAGAUUUGAUGAGUUAAGGACUGCUGCUUACAUUCAGCAAUUAGCUGAUGCCUUACAUUAUUGUCAUAGUAAAAAAGUUAUUCAUCGUGACAUUAAGCCUGAAAAUCUCUUGUUGGGGGCUAAGGGUGAGCUGAAAAUUGCUGACUUUGGUUGGUCUGUUCAUGCUCCGAGCUCAAGGCGGGAUACACUUUGUGGAACAUUGGAUUAUUUACCACCAGAAAUGGUCCAAGGUCGCCCUCAUGAUCAUAAAGUUGACCUCUGGAGUUUAGGUGUUCUUUGCUAUGAAUUUCUUGUUGGGAAACCACCAUUUGAGGCGGAGACCUAUGAAGAAACAUAUGCUCGUAUUUCAAGGGCCCAAUAUAGUUUCCCAGACCACGUCUCUCAGAGUGCGAGGGACCUCAUUUCGAAACUUUUACAGUUAAAUCCCAACAACAGACUGCCUUUGGAGGGAGUAUUGCGUCAUUCCUGGAUUACAGAGAGUGAAAUGUUGCGCAAAAGAAUUCAGGAUAGCAAUAGUUCAAAAGUGAAGCAAAAUGAGAAGUUGCAGAGUUCUGCUCUUCCCAUCAAAACUCAAUCAAAUUAAGCCUAAAAGUGGCUUCAGUGCGGAAUUCCUAAUCCUAUUUAAACCCAUCAAUACAGAAAAUACCUAAAAUGCCAUAUAUUUUUUUUCAUUUUUUUUUUCUAAAUAUAUUUUUUGAGCCUGCAGUUUGGUGUGUCGGGGUAACUGAAGCAACUAAAGAGUACGUAGAUUACGGUUGAUUUUGAAUAUUUACAAUGUGAACCUGAAUGUAUCCCAUGUAAUUUUCUACAAUAGAGGCACAGCAUUGAAAAGUUUCUAACUGCUUGAAUUCCAAUGUGUAUACUUUUACACAUUGAAAGCUAACUAGAUCUUUUUAAGAUCUGCCGGUUAAUAUCCACUUUAACUGUAAUAUAUAUUAAAGGCACAAUGUGUAUGUGUGUGUUAUCUUUGUCGACAAGCUAUGACAUCAUAGUUAUUGCAUGUAACAUAAUCUUGUGACGACUUCUUCAGAUUGUUCUCAUCUGAGUGUUAUGAAUCAUCUAUCUGAUACUUUAAAUCUUUCCAUCUGAUUAUGGUUUUAUGUUAACAGGUAUCAAGCAAGAGUAACAAUUAACAUUGUAUUUGUAAUUUAUGUAUUUUAAAAUUUUAUAUGAAUGUGAUAUAGUAAAAUAUUAAUGAUUAUCUA